UGCCGGAAGGGAUUUUGAGCCCUUCCGCCAUGGCGUCACGUGACAUCCCCUUGGUAACGCAAGAUGGCGGCGCCCAUGUUGCUGCCCGAGUCCUCUCUGGGGAAGUUGAGCCAUCAAAAACACAGAGCUAUUCUGAAGAAAGAAAAGCGGAAAAAAAAGCGGCAGGCACUUGCCAAACUAAGAGACUCAGAAGCUACAGAAAAAGAUGAAUCGGUGUCUGAGGAGGAAGAGGAGGAACUGGAAGAAGAUGAGGAAGAAGAAGAAGAAGAAAAAAAACUUGAGGCAGAAAGACAAAAACUACAUGAGCAGUGGUUGCUGAGGGAAGAAAAGGCGCAAGAAGAGUUCAAGCUUAAGAAAGAAAAAGAAGAGGCUGCAAGAAAACGUCAAGAAGAAGAGGAGAGGAAGAUCAAAGAAGAAUGGGAAGAGCAGCAAAGAAAAGAGAGAGAAGUGGCACAGCAGAAACAACAGGAGAAGAGAGAGAGAGAGGCAGCUGUGCAGAGGAUGCUGGAUCAAGCUGAAAGCCAGCUGGAGAAUGGUGUUUCCUGGCAUAACCCAGAGCCCCCGGAGAAUAUAGGAACAGAGAAGGAUAGAGCAAAUUGCCCAUUUUAUAUUAAAACAGGUUCCUGCCGAUUUGGAGACAGGUGUUCUCGCAAGCAUAACUAUCCAACAUCUAGUAAGACACUACUCGUUCGAGGGAUGUUCAUUACUUUUGGCAUGGAGCAGUGCCGGAGAGAUGACUAUGACACAGACGCGAGUCUUGAGUACAGUGAUGAGGAGACGUACCAGCAGUUCCUUGAGUUCUACGAGGAUGUGCUCCCUGAGUUCCAAAACGUGGGGAAGGUUGUUCAAUUCAAGGUCAGUUGCAACUAUGAGCCUCACCUGCGAGGAAAUGUGUAUGUCCAGUAUCAGUCGGAGAAGGACUGUCAGGCAGCUCUUGCUCUAUUCAGUGGACGAUGGUAUGCGGGCCGUCAGCUUCAUUGUGAAUUCUGUCCCGUGACAAGGUGGAAAACUGCUAUAUGUGGCUUAUUUGAAAGGCAGAAGUGUCCAAGAGGGAAACACUGCAACUUUCUUCAUGUAUUCAAAAAUCCAAACAAUGAGUUUUGGGAGGCCAAUAGAGACAUACGUAUUUCUCCUGAACGGACUAAUCAGUUGUCUAAAAACUCUGAAAGGAGAAACAGAACGAGCUAUCGUGAUGACUAUUACAGCCGGUCAAGGAGGAGGGGCAGUCCAAGCCCGGAUCAUUCUUACCGGAGAAAUGGAGAAUCAGAGAGAAAAAAGAAUCGCCGCAAAAACAAGAGAAGGCGCCGAUCUGGAAGGUCAAGAAGUCGGGAAAGGAGAAGGUCUCGCAGCAGGGGAAGAAAGAGAAGAGGCCGCAGUCGCAGCAGAAGUCAUAGUCGAACACGCAGUAGGAGCAGAAGUCGGAGUUCCUCUCGAUCCAGGAGCAGGGGUAAAAAGAGAUCGAGCAGCAGAGGAAAAAGUAGUGAAACUCCCAAAACAAAGUGAGAAUUACUUUUAGAAAUCGCUAAUUGAUCAAACAUAGAGCUGACAAAGAAUUCUUUCCAAUAGGGCACCAGAUUAUUUGAGUUUCAAAUAAAGUGUUCUUGCACAUUAAAAUGUUUCUUCCUAAUAAAGGAACCUAGUUUAUUGUGUGCUAAGCUUCAGAAAAUUAAAAGUUUAAGUCCUAUAUAAGGUGUGAAUGUCAAGUACUCUAGCUACUCUGUCCCUCUGAACUGCUGCAACAUCUGGAUGCAUACCGAGUACAAAUAGAAAGAGAAGUAAAACUUAUUUGGUAUAUGCUUAUUUCUGUGUUACGUGUGUGUUAAGUGUUUACUGUCCCUGUAAGGAGUUAGUACAGAACAGCCAGUGUGCUGUCAAUUCACACCACAGCAUACUGCGAGUUGAAGCCUCCGUAGAAGACUGCCAUUUAUAGUUUCCAUCUGUUCAUGGGAAACUCUUUCUAGAUGAAGUAAAUAUAAUCAUAUUAUGAGUUGGAGAAAAGGGAUCUAAAAGACGUCACCGUUUGACUGUACAAUACUUGCCCAGUAGGAGCUUUGUGGUCAUAAGUGUUGGAUUUUUCUCUCUCCCCGGACCGAGCUGCUGAGAUAAUUGCCUGUAGGGAUUGCAGUAGACUUAAAACCAAGUAGGAAAUACACAGGGAAACAAUCAAUUUAUUCAGUACCUUAAUUCCCUAGUAAGAGUGGAGACCAUGCAAUUGUAAUCCUCUUGGCUACAUACCAUUUGUAGUUGAAAACAACCUGCCUAACCUGCAAUGGAGUGGUAGAAAAGUGUGGAUCUGGUAACCAAAGACACGUAGGUAGUGGGGAAGGCUCAGGACGGCUGCAGAGUGGCUAAUGCAACUGAGACUUUUACACCUGAAACAAUACUUGAGGUUUUUGGGAGAGGAUGACUUAAAGCCUUUCGUAGGCUUAUUUUACAAACAGUUUAAGGCACCCUACUGCCUGGCUUUCCCACAGUCAGGGUGGAGAGUAGGGUACAUAAAAAUGAAGUCAUCGGGACAAAAACUUUUUGAAGUGACAGCUAUGUUAGCAAAGUACCUGCAAUCAGGUAAAUCCUUACAAAUAUUCCUUCACUUGUACAUGAAAGAUUUGUGCAGUUAAACGGACUGUACUUCACGCUGCUUAACUUCAGGUAUUUAACUUGGUGUCCUUUGAUGCUCGGAGAGAGCAGUUUGUGGCACUGAAGGUGCAGGUUCCCUGAACAGUCUGCAGAAAUACAUCGUUCUCUGUAGCCUCCCCAAAGAACCUGGGCUCCUGCCUUCAGAGUACUGUUCAGACCGCCCAGGUUAGAAGCCUGAGGUAGGCAUGGAGUGCCCCCAAAUACAUCCUCGUUACGACUCCAAUAAUGUAACAUAAAAGUCCUGUAGAAAAUCUGGAUAUCCAAACUUGACGAUAGCAUUCCUCACAGCAACGUUUCUCCCCCAAGGAUAGUUAAGAGUGAAUGAGCAUUGCUUCUGGAUAUAAUAUAUAUAUUUUUGCUUUUCUAAAUGCAUACUGCACCUAGCAUGCUGAUUAUACAUUUUCCUUCUUCCAUGUGUAACUGUUGUCCAAUAUGGAGUAAUACAACAGAAGUGCUAUAUAUUGAUGUUCAGUUCAAACCCAACUUUCACUAUAUAUUGUCAUAACCGUAGGCGGAAUUGUAGCUUAGUUAAUUUGAUUAAAUGUUUUAGUUAUUAACAAAUGUAGGAACUGUAAUUUAAUAGCUUAACUUUUGAAAUAAUAACUUUGUUUGAAAGCGUAUUUCCAAGGAUAGACAGCACUAAGUUUUAAAUUAUCUUUGAGAAAUUUGUGACCAUCAGUUUCUCAUAAUGUAUCUUUUUCUGACUAGACCUUACAGACAGAUUUUUCCCUGAGGUUUCUAUUUUUUCAUAGGUGCUCACUUGUCCAGUUGGGUCACUUGUGCAGAAGGUGGCAAACUCUGGUUCAGUUCCCUGGAGCGGAAUUGAACUGACGUUUCCUACUUGCCCACCAGCAGGCCGGUAACAUCUUGCUUUCGCUGGUGCUGCCCUGCUUCCCACCACUCACGCUGCUGAACUAGCCUGCUGGUUAAGGCUCUCGGGUGGGAAUAGUCAACUUACACCACUCGCAGCACGUUGUACAGCCUGCGUCGUGUGGCAGGCUUUCGUUGGGCAAUAUCUGAGCAAAAUCAAUUACUGAGCUCAAAGUGGUGGAAUGGGUGGUGGGAACUCGUGACCAGUCAGACGAAAGAAGCAAAGCAGGCUUUAGGAUUAGAAACUUAAGUGCCAACUAACACCCACGUGAGAAUUCCACAGGUAAUUAGGCUCCUUGUCCCCACAGUUUUGUAAUGGGAUCUGGAAAGCUGAGCAGCUGUAUUUUUUUUUUUUAAAAAAGUUUUUAUAAUUGAAAAAAAAAAAGGCUUGAUCAGAGAUGCAUGUAAAAAUUUAAAUAUACUUUAUUUCUGCUACUAUAGUGGCUGAAGCUUCAGCUUUUCUUUCUUGAGGUCUGGACCCAAACUUGCUGGCUGUACCUGUGCAGUGUAGGACUGGUAGCUGUAAUUAUCAUUCACUUUCACAUGCAUUCUGUAUAUUACACAGAAAUUGAGUGCUGUAGAUCUGACGUUUAGUUUGCAUUUGUUAGCAUGAAACCUGGACUUCAACCAGUUUUUUAACUUCAGAGUUCAUAUAUUUCAGUAUUGUUUCCCUACUUCAUUAUCUUAAGUAGUGUUAUAUGCAUGGUUUUGUGUUUCUUUAUUAGCUGAUUUAGCUAUUUAUUCUGAAGAGACAAAGAGACUAGAAGUUCUUAAAUGUUAAGCUUAAUUCUUCUUUUUCCAGAGGGGAGAAGCCCCAGACCACCACAGAAAGGAUUUAAAUUGGCAAGGAAUAGCUUGUUCUCACUGUGUUAUUCUGCGUAUCCCACAUAAAAGGACCUUAUGAAGUGAAUAUUGGCCAAGCUUUGUUUUGUUUUUAAUGACUGCUUAAAAGCAGUGACUUCCAAAAUUCUUUUCAGUUGUGACUGCUGCAAGGCUGGCUGAGGUGCUUUGGAGCGGUGAUGAGGAAAGCAGCAUUGACACAGAGCUGCAGGGAGGUGGUCAGGGCGCCAGCGGGGACCCUCCGCGGGGGCUGCCAGACAGCUGGCUGCACAGCCGGGAUGGGGAGUGGGCACAGCUCCCACCUUUUCCCUGUGGCAGAAAGGGAACGAAGAGAGCGUGGUGGUGAGCCCUCCUGCAGGCACCGGCAGUAUCACUGCAGCGUUAGGCAUCAGGGAACUGGGCUUGCCUCCUCCCUGUUGGGGCUGGCAGUUGCUUCCGUACCGUUUCCCUUUCUGCACGUCCGGAGUGGCUCACCACCAUCGCGGGGGCGAGGGGGCUGCCCCUCCCAUGGAGAGGAAAGCAGCACACCGGGAAGGGUCUUCCCUCCCUGACAGGGCAGAUGGUCUGAGAUGCAUCCUGAGUAACUUCUUGGCGUUACAUCCUUGGAUGGCAGCACGUCUUUCUCAGAUGCAGUUUUGCAUUACCACAUGCAGCGUAUCAGAAAUUGCCCCGAAGUUUACUAGUGACAUUCCUGUGUGCUAAAUAACCAUUUUUCAACAGAAAUGCAAAAGCCUGCUUAAAGAUGCUAUUGCUUCUUGUCCUGGAUCAGCACUUCUUAUAAAACAUGAAAGCCUACGCUAGUUAAUAACUUAGAAGCUUAAUUUACUUUUUUACAUCAUCUAAAGAGUGCAGCUGAUUUUGCUUUCACUCUAAGUUUGUUGUUAUUAAAAUAAGCCCCUAUUAUUCCACAUAUCCUUCUCUUCAGCACUGAUGUAUCAGCUGAAUUCAGCAUCCAUCUCAAAAAAAAAAGAAAAAAAAAAAAAAAGAAAGGAUGUAACACUGACAAGUUACCCUUCAGCAAAGGACCAGACAGGUUGCAAAGCGAGCCCUACAAGUGUGACCCGUGGCACAUGGUAGCUGCACAAAGGCAGCCCCAGGGUGACUGACCAUCAUCACGGUCUUGACCCAAAAGGAACAGCAGAUGUAUAGGAAAGCCUCCUCCAGUUAAGACUCCGAUUCAGUGACGAAGUGGAAGACACUCAAGCCAACAAUCACUUGUCUAAACAAUCCAGAAAUUCCGAUUCUUUAGCUUCCCCCAACCCCUUCCCCAUAAGACAGAAAAUUUGAGAAACAAAUUUUAUUUCAUAUUAGAUUUAAGAAAUGCCCAAAGAUGGUAAGCCUUCCCCAUGCUUUUGCUGGUAACAUCAACCAGUUCAGUUCUUUUAGAAAGCUGGAGAACAGAUUGAUCUGAAAAAUUUUUGGUUGAGACUAUGAUUGUGAACAUUUCAUUGAUCUGCUCAUAAUUCCAUGUAAGGAACUGAAUAUUCAGUCUGUAUUACCCAGAACCCUCCCUCAACAUGUCAUUUGUUUUAAUUUUCAAAUGAAGUGGCACCACCGCAUCAAUUUAACAUUCACUUUAAAAAAUUUCAUGUUUAAUGUGGUAAGCCUUCCAAAAACUUGCUAAUUUAUUGCUUUCUGUACAAUUUAAACAGAUGUAAAUAACUGAUCUUGGACACAGUAUACUCACAUUUUUUAAUAAAGUGCUCAAGAACAGGUUAAGCACUGUAAUAAAAUUUCCCUUUUUUUAAGCUA
Falco peregrinus (peregrine falcon) is the source of this 6099-nucleotide messenger RNA. It is a transcript of the gene ZRSR2, whose product is annotated as zinc finger CCCH-type, RNA binding motif and serine/arginine rich 2. The record is from RefSeq and is a predicted model, not a curated record. Gene Ontology annotation, biological process: mRNA splicing, via spliceosome. Gene Ontology annotation, cellular component: U2AF complex; spliceosomal complex. NCBI's taxonomy places the organism in Eukaryota, Metazoa, Chordata, Aves, Falconiformes, Falconidae. Gene Ontology annotation, molecular function: pre-mRNA 3'-splice site binding; metal ion binding. The transcript is spliced from 11 exons. Bases 64 to 1503 code for a protein of 479 amino acids.